GGCAGUCUGCAACCACUUCUUUCUUUUUGCACCCAAACACUGAAAUUGAAACAAGUUGACGAGCCCUUGGUAAAUCUUUCCUCGGCCCGUAUCUUGUUUAGUUUCGAUCGUUGGUCCUAAACCAUGGCUGCUACCGCGGCCAGGCAAGCUGCUAUUCCGGCGGCCGACCUGCAGUCGUUCUCAGAGUAUCUCAAAGGAAGCACCAGGAUCCUCGCACUCGUAGGAGCUGGACUGUCUGCUGCCUCGGGUCUCCCGACAUUUCGGGGAGCAGGGGGUCUCUGGCGGUCUUAUGACGCGACGGCCCUGGCGACACCAGAAGCCUUUGAGCAGAACCCCGGCCUGGUCUGGCAGUUCUACAGCUAUCGGAGACAUAUGGCGCUCAAGGCAAGGCCAAACCGGGCUCACUAUGCGCUAGCAGAGCUAGCGAGGAGGAACAAGAACUUUGUCACCUUGAGUCAGAAUGUUGACGGUCUAUCUCAAAGAGCGAACCACCCAGACGAGCAGCUUCAUUUGCUCCAUGGAUCGCUUUUCGAUGUGAAAUGCACCGCCUUCUACUGCGACUACGUUCGUGGAAAUGACUUCACUGAUCCGAUCGUUCCUGCGCUUGCCAUUCCGUCAAAUAAACGCGAACCAGUGCCUUCAGCGACAGACAAGACCGGUAGGGAAGCAACUCAAUCAUUGUUUAGUGCACUGGAGCAGAAAAGCGCGGAGAGCAAGUCGAAAGAACAACAACAACAGGAGGAGGAGGAGGAGGAGGAGGAGGAGGAGGAGGUGGUGGUGGAAGAAGAAGCAGAUAUCUCGGAUGCGAGCGUCUUUAUGCCCGAACUCAACCCCCAAGAUCUUCCCAAAUGCCCGCAAUGCAAAGACGGAAUGCUUCGACCGGGUGUGGUUUGGUUCGGUGAGCCUCUACCUUCCCACACCAUGGAUGCUGUAGAUGAGUGGCUGGACAAAGCUCCCAAGGUUGACCUGGUCCUGGUAAUUGGCACCAGUGCUCAGGUGUGGCCUGCGGCAGGAUAUGUUGAUAUAGCACGGAGCAAAGGCGGGAGAGUUGCAGUCAUCAACAUGGACCGUAAAGAUGUCCCUGGCGGAUCGAAUGGCAUGAAACGCGGAGAUUGGUUUUUUGUGGGCGAUGCGAGUGAUAUCCUCCCAGAAAUACUCAAGCCUGUGAUCGGAGAGAUCAAGAUUUAGGUAUUGAGGCCCAUGACUUACAGGUGUUGAAUGAAUCAAAAUGAUAUUGCAGUCCGACUGUCCUGAUUCAAAAAGGAGGCAGCAUUCACAGUAUAUCAUCAUGAUGACUAGAUGUAGAUGACAAAAUAAAG
Molecule: messenger RNA, 1319 nt
Organism: Penicilliopsis zonata CBS 506.65
Lineage: Eukaryota; Fungi; Ascomycota; Eurotiomycetes; Eurotiales; Aspergillaceae
Exons: 2
Coding region: 124-1188 (354 amino acids)
Molecular function (GO): protein-succinyllysine desuccinylase activity; NAD+ binding; protein-malonyllysine demalonylase activity
Source: RefSeq, a predicted model, not a curated record